GAAUCAAGAGGAAUAGAGUCCCACCCCCGUUCCUUGCAACGGGUGUGCGGUAAUUCAAUAAAUAUAGAAAAACAACAGCUUUAAAGGGUGGAGUCAAGUCGAGUUGACUUUUCGGGCUGCACUCUUCGGAAAGUGCCCUAUCACGGGCUUACGAUAAAUAACCGUGAUGGCCACCGACAAAGUCACCUUGGGAGAUGCACUGUCCAACGUCGAUGUACUCGAUGAGUUUACACUUCCUGAUGAACAACCUUGCAUCGAAGCACAACCAUGUUCUGUAGUGUAUCAGGCAAACUUUGACACAAACUUUGAAGAUAGAAAUGGAUUUGUUACUGGCAUUGCCAAGUACAUCGAAGAAGCAACUGUCCAUGCCAGUUUAAAUGAAUUAUUGGAAGAAGGUUUAGAACAUGCCGUUAUGCUUUAUACUUGGCGGUGCUGCUCCCGUGCGAUUCCACAACCUAAAUCAAAUGAGCAACCAAAUAGAGUUGAAAUUUAUGAGAAAACCGUAGAAGUUCUAGCACCAGAAGUUAAUAAAUUGUUAAAUUUUAUGUACUUUCAAAGAAAAGCUAUAGAAAGGUUCUCUGGUGAAGUUAAACGAUUAUGUCAUCAUGAAAAGCGGAAAGACUUUGUCUCUGAAGCAUACCUUCUUACCUUGGGAAAAUUUAUUAAUAUGUUUGCUGUACUCGACGAAUUGAAGAACAUGAAAUCCAGCGUAAAAAAUGAUUAUUCAACAUACAGAAGGGCUGCCCAAUUCUUAAAAGUUAUGUCCGAUUCCCAAACUCUACAGGAAUCACAAAAUCUUUCAAUGUUCUUAGCGACACAAAAUAAAAUUCGCGAUACUGUGAAAGAAAAUCUAGAAAAAAUUCAAGGCUAUGAAGAACUUCUUGCUGAUGUCGUAAAUAUAUGUGUCCACAUGUUUGAGACAAAAAUGUAUCUUACACCCAAUGAGAAGCACAUGUUAGUGAAAGUCAUGGGUUUUGGACUGUUCCUGAUGGACAGCGAGUUGUGCAAUAUUAAUAAGCUCGAUCAGAAGAAAAAGUUAAAGCUGGAUAGAAUAGAUAGAAUUUUCAAGAAUUUAGAAGUGGUACCUUUGUUUGGUGACAUGCAAAUUGCACCUUUCAAUUAUAUUAAGCGCUCUAAGCAUUUUGAUGCGUCGCGCUGGCCUCUUUCUUCCUCCGUGAAUAGUAUGAGUCCUCAAGCUGAUCUUAUGGUGCACCUCCCACAAAUCAGAGAUGACCAUGUUAAAUAUAUCAGUGAAUUAGCCAGGUAUAGUAAUGAAGUGACAACAACGUAUAAGGAAUGUGGAAGCGAUUCAGAAAAUAGAGAGACUGCAGAAUUAGCUUUGAAAGGUCUGCAUUUAUUAUCACAAUGGACCAGUGUUGUGACCGAAUUGUAUAGUUGGAAAUUGCUUCAUCCAACCGAUCAUCACAUGAAUAAAGAAUGUCCUCAGGAAGCUGAAGAAUAUGAAAGGGCAACACGAUACAAUUAUACCGAUGAGGAAAAAUUUGCGUUAAUCGAAGUGAUAGCUAUGAUUAAAGGUCUUCAAGUUUUGAUGGCGCGAAUGGAAACGGUAUUUAUUGAUGCAAUACGUAGAAACAUUUAUGCAGAAUUACAGGAUUUCGUUCAACUUGCUUUGCGGGAACCACUACGAAAAGCUAUCAAAAAUAAAAAGGAUCUGAUCCGAAGUAUCAUAGUAUCGGUGAGAGAGACUUGCGCCGACUGGAACUUUGGAGUCGAGCCACUUGGCGAUCCAGCUCUGAAAGGAAAGAAAGAUCCUGACAAUGGAUUUGGAAUCAAGGUUCCUAGACGGAAUGUUGGACCAUCUUCUACUCAACUCUACAUGGUGCGCACUAUGCUGGAGUCUUUAAUAGCCGACAAAAGUGGAGGCAAGCGUACUCUGCGAAAGGACAUUGAUGGCCAAUAUCUUGUACAGAUCGAUCAAUUCCACAAAACUAGUUUUUAUUGGAGCUACCUUCUAAACUUCAGCGAAUCCCUCCAGAAUUGUUGUGAUUUAUCUCAACUGUGGUACAGAGAAUUUUACUUGGAAAUGACGAUGGGUCGAAAAAUACAGAAAUGCCAAGUGCGUCACCAGCACAACGAGGAGUGCAGCGAUUUGAUCACCAUGGAGAAACGCAUUCAGUUCCCGAUCGAGAUGUCGAUGCCUUGGAUCCUGACCGAUCACAUCCUGAGGAGCAAAGAACCGUCGAUGAUGGAGUACGUUUUAUAUCCCUUGGAUCUGUACAAUGACAGCGCGCUGUAUGCCCUGACGAUUUUCCGAAAGCAAUUCUUGUACGACGAGGUAGAGGCUGAGGUGAACCUGUGCUUCGAUCAGUUUGUUUACAAGCUCAGCGAGCAGAUAUUUGCUCACUACAAACAACUCGCAGCUAGUAUCUUACUGGAUAAAAGAUUCAGAGUGGAGUGCGUUGCACUCGGUGCAUACCUGCUACCUUAUCCUCGAGCCAAUCGUUACGAAACCUUGCUGAAGCAGAGACACGUGCAACUUCUCGGAAGAAGCAUCGAUUUGAAUAAAUUAAUCACGCAGCGCAUUAAUGCCGAUAUGCAAAAAUCUCUGGACUUGGCCAUCAGCAAAUUUGAAUCAAGCGACGUCACCGGGGUAGUGGAACUGGAUGGUUUGUUGCAAGUGAAUCGACUGACGCACAAACUUCUAAGCAAGUGGCUGGCCCUGGACGAGUACGACGCAAUGUUCCGAGAAGCUAAUCACAACGUCUUGGCUCCGUACGGUAGAAUCACUUUGCAUGUAUUUUGGGAGCUUAACUACGACUUCCUGCCUAAUUAUUGCUACAACGCUGCCACGAACAGAUUCGUCAAGUGCCGAGGACUCCAAUUCGUGCAGCCGGUGCACAGGGACAAGCCGCCGCAAAUGUCGCAUCAUUAUCUGUGGGGUAGCAAGCAAUUGAACCUUGCUUACAGUACACAGUACGGACAGUACUCGGGUUUCGUUGGGCCGUACCAUUUUAGGACGAUAUGCAAAUUGCUGGGGUAUCAAGGAAUCGCCGUGGUGAUGGAGGAGCUUUUGAAGAUCGUCAAAUCGCUGAUACAGGGCAGCCUCCUGCAAUUUACCAAGACCCUGAUGGAAGCUAUGCCGAAAGUGUGCAAACUUCCUCGAUACGAUUACGGGUCGCCUGGUGUUUUGGGCUAUUACCACGCGCAAUUGAACGACAUCGUGCAGUAUCCGGACGCAAAGACCGAGCUCUUCCAUAAUUUCCGAGAAUUUGGGAACACGAUCUUGUUCUGUCUGCUGAUGGAGCAGGCGCUCUCGCAAGAGGAAGUCUGCGACCUGUUGCACGCGGCUCCUUUCCAAAAUAUACUGCCCAGGCCGUAUUGCAAAGAAGGUGAAAAACCGGAGACGAAGCAGAAGCGACUCGAGGCGAAGUACGCAGCCCUCCAGAUCGUCCCUAACGUCGACAAGUUGGGAACCGCAAAGCAAGCCAUGAUCGCGAGGGAAGGGGACCUGCUGACUCGCGAGCGUUUGUGCUGCGGUUUGUCCAUCUUCGAGGUCGUUUUGAGCAGACUACGUAGCUUCCUGGACGAUCCGAUCUGGGUCGGACCGCCUCCUGUCAACGGAGUGAUGAACGUGGACGAGUGCACGGAGUUCCACAGACUGUGGAGCGCGCUUCAAUUUGUUUAUUGCAUCCCGGUGGGGGAAACGGAGUUCACCGUUGAGGAACUGUUCGGCGAAGGCUUGCACUGGGCGGGCUGCGCAAUGAUCGUCUUACUUGGACAGCAGAGGAGAUUCGAGGCGCUCGAUUUUUGCUACCACAUUCUCAGAGUCCAACGAGUCGACGGCAAGGACGAGAACGUCAAGGGGAUCCACCUGAAGAGAAUGGUGGACCGGAUCAGACGAUUCCAGGUUCUGAACUCGCAGAUCUUUGCCGUAUUAAACAAGUACCUGAAGAGCGGCGACAGCGAUGCCACCAGCGUGGAGCACGUCAGAUGCUUCCCACCUCCGAUACACCCAUCGCUUGCUCAUGCUCAGCAGCAUUACCAUGCUCCGGAGUACUUGCGCCAAAUGAAUCACCAGUAAAGAAAUAAGCGAAAGUAUUACGAAGUUAAGUAUCGCAAGUAUAUUUAAUUAUCUCUCGUAUCUUGGCAAACGAGCGUAUGUCGUCGUAAUCUGUAAGUGGCCGCAGAAAGGAAUCGAACGAAUGCGUCUUUCCAUUCCGCUCAAAUUCUGGGCACUGUAUCCAUUUAGAACCGAGCAUUUACGUUUUUCUAUUACGUAUCGCGACGCGUGACGUCAUCGACUUUUUGUGCGUCUACUUAUUCGAUACAAGCUAUACAUCAGUAUUUUUUAUUUACCCAUUUGAGUAACGCAGUUUAGGAAAUGAUUGCUAUUUUUCCUGCCGUUUGCUUCGUGAGUUGAAUGUAAUCACGUGACAUGCCGUACUUGUAUAUAUUAGAAUCACGAUUGUACCUUCGCCGAGAUUUUCUACUACUCAUGAAUUCGUAGUUUGUAAAUUAUUGUGCGGCAAUUCUGCGGUGCUUUGUAAUUUGGUAACAAGGGAUAUAAAAUGUGGAACGUCAGGGAAAUACUUAAGACACAGUGAAAAGCAACUUUUGAGGUGACGCGUUUCAAUACUAUUGACUGACAUUCGAAUUACUUUGUUACAUUACAAAAGUACUUUGUUAUCAUAAGUUAUCACUUCCUGUAGGAGUACAUGCAUAUAUAUACGCCCGUAUUUAUAUUAUAAAAGAAAUUAUUAAAAAGGAAACAACAAUGGAGAUUUCACUAUAACGUA
Molecule: messenger RNA, 4757 nt
Organism: Orussus abietinus
Lineage: Eukaryota; Metazoa; Arthropoda; Insecta; Hymenoptera; Orussidae
Gene: Sra-1
Product: cytoplasmic FMR1-interacting protein
Exons: 19
Coding region: 167-4042 (1291 amino acids)
Biological process (GO): regulation of actin filament polymerization; cell projection assembly; cell morphogenesis
Cellular component (GO): SCAR complex; neuron projection; synapse
Molecular function (GO): RNA 7-methylguanosine cap binding; small GTPase binding
Source: RefSeq, a predicted model, not a curated record